Molecule: messenger RNA, 877 nt
Organism: Rhodamnia argentea
Lineage: Eukaryota; Viridiplantae; Streptophyta; Magnoliopsida; Myrtales; Myrtaceae
Product: zinc-finger homeodomain protein 9-like
Exons: 1
Coding region: 298-873 (191 amino acids)
Biological process (GO): regulation of developmental process; regulation of DNA-templated transcription
Cellular component (GO): nucleus
Molecular function (GO): DNA-binding transcription factor activity; transcription cis-regulatory region binding
Source: RefSeq, a predicted model, not a curated record
CUCUCUAACAUAGAGAGAGAGAGAGAGAGAGAGAGAGAGCUGCAUAGCAAACAUAGUGCUCCACAACUCACAUUCAUCUCAGCUAGAAUCCAGAAUGAGCUAAGAGCGAGCAAGAAGAAGCUAAGAAACCCUAGAAAACAUUUUUUUUAUAUAUAAAGAACAUGACAUACAAGUAACACCCAGCAUGGGCACCGUAUAUAAUUCCACUCCUCGAAAAUACAUAUCCAAACCAACCACCACCACAGCAAAAUAGAGAGAGAGAGAGAGAGAGAGAGAAGAGAGAGAAAGAGAGGAAGAAUGGAAGGAGAUAAUAGGAAUGAGGCAUAUAGAGAGUGCUUGAGAAACCAUGCAGCCAGCUUGGGGAGCUACGCGACCGACGGGUGCGGCGAGUUCACAUCGGACGACGCCUCCCCGGGCAGCCUCCACUGCGCGGCGUGCGGCUGCCACCGCAACUUCCACCGGAAGGUGACCUACGCUGCCGCCCACGCCGGCGGCGGGGGGCUGAUGGUGUGCCGGUCGGGCGGCCGGGACGCCGCCGAGUUGGCCGGUGGGGAGCUCGUGGAGUACGGGCGGGGGAGGCAGCUGAACAUGGCGGCGGAUUCGCCGGAGAGCGGCGGCGGCGGAGGCGGAGGGGGGAGGAAGAGGUUCAGGACGAAGUUCACGGCGGAGCAGAAGGAGAAGAUGAUGGCGUUCGCGGAGAAGCUGGGGUGGAAGAUGCAGAGGAAGGAUGAGGAGGAUGAGAUCGAGAGGUUUUGCAGGAGCUUGGGGGUGAGCAGGCAGGUGUUCAAGGUGUGGAUGCACAACCACAAGAACUCCUCCUCCAACUCCACCUCUGCUUCCACAGGCAAUGCCUCCUCCCUCACCACUCAGUAGUACA